AUGACGGACGCCGCGCCCCAGAUCCCGACUCCCCAUUUCGAAUCCCCUUCUGACGUGACUUAUCCCUCGACUGAACCUGUCCCAAAGGACACGCCUUCUAGCAAUGCCGCUGCUGUCAAGGAAUCCGUCGUUGGAAGCACUCAGUCAGCCCUCAACAGUGUUCAGGAACACCCAUACACCAAAGGUGCUUUGGAUGCAAUCAAUGACGGUAGGAACAAUCGCUCGCACACUCUUCCACCUACAAAUCUGACAAGUGUUACAGCCCCAGUCACUCAGAGUGUAAAGAAUGAGUCUGCAAAGACUUCGGCUGAUCUCCGCAACUUGGCCAAUUCUCGGACUCGGCCCGAUGAGCCGGCUGUUACCGGUCAACCACUGACGCACUAUCACUCUAUGUUCUACAGCUUGCUGAGCUGGGAGCAUCCGCGCGCGACCGCCAUUUCUUUUGCCUCUACUGUUCUGCUGAUCUUCGCUGCUCGUUACUUCCCCCUCGGACGUUACGUGUUCAAGAUCCUCUAUGUUACUCUUGGAGCUGCUGCCACUGCUGAGAUCGUCGGCAAGCUUGUCUUCACGAAUGGCCUUGCGUCGCAACUGCGUCCGAGAAAAUAUUACACCAUUUCGCAGGAAUCUUUUGACCGCGUUGUUGAGGAUGUGCAGGAGCUCGUCAACUUUUUCGUCAUUGAAUUCCAGAGGAUCUUGUUUGCUGAGAACGUCAAGUACACGGUCACUGCUUUCUUCUCCUCCCUCGUCUCCUAUUGGCUGAUCAAAGUCCUUCCUUUUUGGGGACUUGCCCUCCUUGCCACGACUAUCUUCUACCUCGGCCCCUUGGUCUAUAUCACGAACCGCGAGCUCAUUGAUGGUCACAUUCAACAUGCCUCGGACAUCGUUGGUGCUCAGGCUACUCAAUUUCGAGACCUUGCUGGCCAUCAUACCGCUCAAGCUACCGAGACACUCAGAGGUUAUGCCGGAGAGUACACCAACAAGGCUCAGCAAUACAUUGGCUCUGCUCGAGGCAAAUCUGCUUCUCCUGUCGCUUCACCAGCUCCCAAGGCUGCUGCUGCGAGCACCCCAGUCAAGUCCGAGCCUGUCUCUUACACGUCUUCUGACUUCCCCGCGGCUCCGAACCAAGAGCCCACCCCGAUCGCCGCUGAGUUUACCUCUCCUACGAAGAGCGAGGCCGAGCCAGUGCCCGCAAUCUAA
Xylona heveae TC161 is the source of this 1197-nucleotide messenger RNA. RefSeq lists its product as hypothetical. The record is from RefSeq and is a predicted model, not a curated record. NCBI's taxonomy places the organism in Eukaryota, Fungi, Ascomycota, Xylonomycetes, Xylonales, Xylonaceae. The coding region runs from base 1 to 1197 and encodes 398 amino acids. The transcript is spliced from 7 exons.